AUGAACCCCAUCACUACUGGAACCAAGGAAAACUACAUUCCCCAGAGCGUGCGCCGCAAUCCCGGACGCAAUGGAUCGAACUGGGCGAACGAUAACACCGUUCGUGUUGACGACGAGGACCCUCAGAUCCGAAUCACUGACGACGACGUGUACGACUUCCAAGUCGACUUCGGGGACACAGCCGUCCCUACCAAGCCUGAAGAAGAAGUGCGCUUCGAGGUUGAUCUGCUGGGUAUCGCCCGUCCAGCAAAGAAGAAGGGCGUCGCAAAGGACUUCGAAGUCCUGAAGCGCCUCCCUGACGUCAUUGCGCUCGACGAGGACUACUGGGAGAGCUCGGAAUCGGGCUUCUCAGAGGAGGAAUGGGAGGCCAUUUACGACGAUGAGAGGAGAGACAAUCAGAGAACAUACUCUGCCGUUCUGCGGGGUAAUGAGAGGUAA
Messenger RNA from Cyclocybe aegerita, 438 nucleotides. NCBI's taxonomy places the organism in Eukaryota, Fungi, Basidiomycota, Agaricomycetes, Agaricales, Hemipholiotaceae. The record is from the annotation of a GenBank genome assembly.